This is a messenger RNA of Racocetra persica, 601 nucleotides long. The record is from the annotation of a GenBank genome assembly. NCBI's taxonomy places the organism in Eukaryota, Fungi, Glomeromycota, Glomeromycetes, Diversisporales, Gigasporaceae.
UGGUUUUACAGCAAAUAAUCCAUCAUCAUAGUCAACAUAGCCAACACGACAGAUCAUCUGCUAUUCCCGAAUUCACUAUCAAAUCAUUUUUAUGGCAGCUGCUUAAUGGAGUAGCAUAUCUUCAUGCUAAUUGGGUUUUACACAGGGAUCUAAAGCCGGCAAAUAUUUUAGUUACGGCUGAUGGUGUAGUGAAAAUUGGUGACUUAGGGCUGGCAAGAAUUUAUCAACUCCCCUUACAGCCUUUGUUCAAUGGUGAUAAGGUAGUUGUGACAAUUUGGUAUCGAGCUCCUGAACUUUUGCUUGGGUCCAGACAUUAUACAAAAGCGAUAGAUAUUUGGGCUGUUGGAUGUAUUUUUGCUGAGUUAUUGACUUUAAGACCAAUCUUUAAAGGAGAAGAAGCAAAAAUGGAUAAUAAAAAGAGCGUUCCAUUUCAAAAAAACCAAUUGACAAAGAUUUUUGAAAUAUUGGGGAAACCAACAAAGGAGCAAUGGUUUGAUAUUGAAAAACAACCAGAAUAUUCUCAGCUAGCUUCUUUUCGAGCAUAUCCAAAUAGACUACGAGAGUUUUACCAAAAUCAUUGUUCAUCAAAGUCUGAACAAGG